Periconia digitata is the source of this 988-nucleotide messenger RNA. The record is from the annotation of a GenBank genome assembly. NCBI's taxonomy places the organism in Eukaryota, Fungi, Ascomycota, Dothideomycetes, Pleosporales, Periconiaceae.
CUCCAUUUCGCGCGACAGUAUUGAACAUGAGAACCGUAUAUAUCGUACUGCCAAAUCGAGGUUUGCUGACACUGGGCGAAGGUGGCCGGUGCAGUUGUGUGCGCACUGACCAAAGACCCAAGGAUGAUACGAGAAUGCAUACAUGUACCUUGCACCUGCAGUUGCGGAGAAAUAACAGCGAAUUGGAGAAAAAAAGAGCAAGAGACGUGGAUUACUCUGGGACGGGGUUGCGAAAGCGGAAGGUGGGUUUGCCGAAGUCCCAAGUGUUGCUGGGAUCGGCCUUGGAGAUUCCUGAGUGUACCUGCAUAUUCUUAUUGGCAUGCUAUUUUGUUAGGCGUGCACGCAGUCGAGGUUGGAAGCUCAGGGGGAAAGGGAAGUCGUGGAGAUGGAGAUUUGGAUUGGCUUUAGCUUUAUACGAUUCGGGAAAGUGGUUUGGAGCGAAUGCAUCUCUGGAGAUUUGUUUGUCUCUCUUGUUCUUUUGUUGCUUCUUCUGUGAUGGUGGGGAAACUGGGGAGAUGAUGAGGCUUGGUUUUGUCGCGGUUACACGAUCGGAUCUGCAAACAUGGACGACAUGCCUGCAAAAGGAAAGAGAUAGCGGCAAGCAGCAAAGAAAGAAGACUUGGAGCGAGCAUUGGCGGAUCCGAGGAUUUGAUUUGAUGGAGGAGCAAAGGAAAAAAAAAGGUUUGAUUGUCACUGGAGUGUUUGAAGUUGGUGCCAAUGUGCUUGAGUCUUGAGGCCCUCUUGGAAGAGGAUGGCUUUGGGCCAUGUGGUCUGUCCGGGUGGAGAGGGCCGAAAGAAAACCUAGAUAAGACGGGCACAGCACAGCAGUGGAUGGAUGGACGGAUGGGAGAUAUGGUUUGAUUGUGACCAAACCAAGAAAGAAGAGCAGGACGGAAGCAUGGCGUGGCGGUGGACGGGAGCUGGAGAUAGCGUGGCCUCGAGUAAGAUGCAUCAAGCAGGAGGCUGUUGGAUACAUAGAUAGAUACAG